Aricia agestis (brown argus) is the source of this 3304-nucleotide messenger RNA. RefSeq names its product inter-alpha-trypsin inhibitor heavy chain H4-like. Lineage: Eukaryota; Metazoa; Arthropoda; Insecta; Lepidoptera; Lycaenidae. The transcript has 25 exons. The coding region runs from base 159 to 3152 and encodes 997 amino acids. The record is from RefSeq and is a predicted model, not a curated record.
AGUACAUAUAAGCCGACGCGGCCGGGCUCAUAACAAGUUGCCCGUCGGCCCACAGAGGGGACACACGUAUUGCGCCCAGUGCCACCUUACAGUGGAACGUGCCAGACUUUGAGUGGCAAUUGGUGCAAUCAUCUCGUUGAGCGUAAACAAACGAGACAAUGAGAUUCGGGUCAACGGCGUUAUGCCUGGCCCUGCUGGUGGCUGCGGCGUACCCGGCCGCGGUGCCCACACAGGAGACCAUGGUCGUGGCCAGGUCGGAUGAUGCACAGACCACAAACGCGGAAUCUUCAAGCCCGGCCCCAACAACGGAGGCCACAACAGAAGCGAGCGUGCCCAUCAAGCUGACGAAGAUGCACGUGACGUCAGAGAUCGCGCUGCGGUACGCUCGCACGGCGGUCGUGACGUACAUCCGCAACCCCGCCAAGCGCGCGCAGGAGGCCACGUUCAGGGUGCUUCUGCCUGAGACCGCGUUUAUCAGUGGAUUCGUCAUGACCCUCGACGGUAAACAAUACAAAGCGUACGUUAAAGAAAAGGAAGAGGCGAAACAAAUCUACAAUGACGCUGUAUCCCAAGGUUUCGGAGCCGCACACGUCGCCGCAAAAGCGCGCGAUUCCAACCACUUCACCGUCUCCGUGAACGUGGAGCCCAACUCGGCGGCCAUCUUUAAUCUGACGUACGAGGAGCUGCUCGUCCGUCGCAAUGGCGUGUACAACCACGCCAUCAACUUGCACCCCGGCGCGCUCGUGCCAGACAUGAAGGUGACCGUACACAUCAAGGAGAGCCAGAAGCUCAGUCAGCUGAGGGUGCCGGAGGUCAGGACGGGUAAUGAAGUGGACGCAACGGAUGAGGAUGCCCAAAACUCUCUGGCAGUCAUCGAGAAGGGUAACAAGGACAAAGAGGCAACUAUCACUUUCACUCCCGACGUCAACGAACAGAAGAGGCUUAUGGAGAUAUACGCUGCCAAGACCAAGGAAUCUCAAGCUCACCAGACUCGCUGGUACGGUGAUGAAGAGGAGAACGACAAGGAGGGAAUGCUCGGACAGUUCAUAGUGCAGUACGACGUCGAUAGAUCCAAGAGCGGGGAAGUUCUGGUGAACGACGGCUACUUCGUCCACUUCCUGGCGCCGACGUCGCUGCCGCCGCUCCGCAAGCACGUGGUGUUCGUGCUGGACACGUCCGGCUCCAUGAUGGGCCGCAAGGUGGACCAGCUGCGCGACGCCAUGAAGACCAUCCUCGGCAAGCUCAACCCCGGCGACUACUUCAACAUCGUCGAGUUUGACUCGUCUGUCGAGGUUCACGAUCUGAAAGAAGCUGAUGAGCCAGAGAAAAAGCCAACAUUCUCGUACUACGAUUCACCGCAAAAGCCGCUCAAACUACUGGCGCCCUCUCUCGCGACGCCAGAGAACAUUGAGAAGGCACAGAUCAUUGUAUCCCGAUUGCAGGCGUCUGGAGGUACCAACAUCUACAGCGCUCUAGAUGUGGCUUUAGACCUAAUUCGCUUCGGUAAGGAGGGACCACCGAAGACCGUCACCCCGUCUCCGGACCAGCCGCACGCGGAACCCGAAGUCCAAACUACCGUCGAACCUGCAACUGAGACCGUGGUCCUUCAAGAAUCCGCUCCCAAAGUCGCCGAGGAAACCAGCGUGGCUGUUGAUGAGCCCGUUGACGAGACAGCUGAACAACUGGAGCCGAUCGUGAUAUUCCUGACUGACGGCGACCCGACGGUGGGCGUGACGGACACGACGCGCAUCAUCUCGCACCUCUCAGAGAAGAACUCCGGCAGACGACGCGCCGCCAUAUUCUCCCUCGCUUUCGGCGAGGACGCGGACCGCAAGUUCCUCCGCAAGCUGUCGCUCCGCAACGAGGGCUUCAUGCGGCACAUCUACGAGGCGGCGGACGCGGCGCUGCAGCUGCGCGACUUCUACCGACAGGUCUCCUCGCCGCUGCUCGCUGACGUCAAGUUCAUAUACCCCGCUGAACAGAUCAAGGAGGGUUCCCUGACAAAGCACAAGUUCCGCACCGUGUACGACGGGUCGGAGGCGGUGGUGGCCGGCCGCGUGGCUGACGGUGUGAUCGACUUCACGCCCGAGGUGUCCGGCUUCUGCGGCGUCGACGACGGCUUCGCUAGGAAAAAGUACCAGCUGCCCGCCAAAGUUCCCGUAUCUAAAGUGAAAUCCGAGUACUUACCGCUUGAGAGGCUGUGGGCCUACCUCACCGUCAAACAGCUGUUGGACGAGAAGGACGCGUCCGACGCCGACCAGAAGACUGAGAAUAGUCCCGAGAACAAGGCGCUGAAAAUCGCUUUACAGUAUGAGUUCGUGACGUCACUGACAUCGCUCGUAGUGGUCAAACCCAACGCCACCAAGGCCGUAGACGCAGAGUCCGUUGACGACAACGCCUCACCAUACAAUAGGCCAGCGUGGUCAGCCGGCUACAUCCAGCCGCUGUCGGGCGGCGGAGGGUCAGUUGCCGCCUUCGGCCUGUCCGGUGUGCCGGCGCCGCAGUAUUCCUUCGCCAGUCAGUCUUACGGCGGGCCUCUUCAGGUGCAAGAUUCGGCCCCGGCAAUGUUCGAGUCUGAAGAUGUGGCGGAUUCAGUACCCAAACGCGCGUACGCGCAUCAUGGAUACGGUAGCGGCUCUGGCAGUUCUUUGCUUACAUACCAUACGAGUUCUCUUCAUAGUAAUUUUAGAAAUGACGUCGUCGCCUAUCCAAGUGUGUUCCGUGCACCGUUUGUUCCGAACAGUUCACAUUACGACAGUUUCAUUGCACCAUCGUCUACACCAGCGCUGCCGACAACUCAGUUGGCAACAACGGAGCGGCCGAACAGGCUGGCAGAGUAUCAUCUAGAAGAGUGCAGCUGGGCCGAAGAGUUCCUCAACUCGACGCUCGACGCUCUACUGUUGAACGUCAACGGCACACAAGUUACUCUUAAACUGAGCAAGGACGAUGCUCCCAAGCGGCCGGAGGGUGACGCGUCGUGCGGGCGCGCGACGGACGGCGCUGCGGGCGCUUGCGUGUACGUGACGCGGUGCGCCGCCGCGCGCGACAUCGCCGCGGCACAAUAUCAGGACUUGUACUGUACUGUUAAUGAAGGUUUCGCCGGCAUUUGCUGUCCCACCGACAAGAUAGACGUGAUAAGCAAAACAAAUUGAAAAGAAUUACUUAGUUAUUUGUAAAAUAGUGUAGGCAUAAGAACAAAUUAAAAAUGGACAUUUGUUUAAAUUUUAACAUAGACAUUAAUCGUUGUGUAAAAGUGUUUUGUAUGAAUUACAUGUCUGUGUUGUUAAUAAAAAUGUAAAAUAUA